This is a messenger RNA of Aspergillus puulaauensis, 333 nucleotides long. RefSeq names its product putative Yippee zinc-binding protein Moh1. The record is from RefSeq and is a predicted model, not a curated record. Bases 1 to 333 code for a protein of 110 amino acids. The transcript has 2 exons. Gene Ontology annotation, cellular component: ubiquitin ligase complex. NCBI's taxonomy places the organism in Eukaryota, Fungi, Ascomycota, Eurotiomycetes, Eurotiales, Aspergillaceae.
AUGGGUCUCUCUUAUAACGUCUACCUUACAUCUGCCAAAAUAUUCGGCUGCAAGAAAUGCAAAACCCAUCUUGCGGACUACGAAGACAUUAUCAGUCGGAGUUUCCGGGGCCAACAUGGGAAAGCGUAUCUCUUCAAUAACGUUGUGAAUAUUACCCAGUCGGAGGCUGUGGAGCGUGGUAUGACUACAGGGAGGCAUAUUGUACGCGACAUCGCAUGCAGGCAAUGUAAAGAAACGGUAGGAUGGAAGUACGACAAAGCGUACGAGAACAGCGAGAAAUACAAGGAAGGGAAAUUUAUUUUGGAGGAGGAGCUCCUAUGCGUUGUGUGCUAG